CAGCAUCUAGAGGAGGUGAAACCUUCUGCAACUGAACAGGAGGCCCCAACUGAACCUCCAGGUCCUCCUAUGGAGGCUGAACGUUCCCCCAGUGAGCAGGAGCAGCCAGCUCAGUCUUCUGAAUCUUCUGAGGAGCUUGGACCUUCUCACACCCAGGAGGAGACUCCAGCGCAGCCUCCCAAAGAAAUAGAACCUUCUGCAAUCCAAGAGGAGACCCCAACAGAGCCUCCAGGUCCUCCUAUGGAGCCUGAACUUUCCCCAGUGAGCAGGAGCAGCCAGCUCAGCCUCUGAGUCUUCUAGGAAGGUUGAAUCUUCUCCAGCCCAACAGGAGCCCCCAGCCCAGCCUCCAGAACAUCGUGAAGUAAUACCACAAGGUCACCAUCAAGCUCAGCAUUCUGAUUUGCCCAGUAUCACUGUUAUGCCUCCAGAGGUGCAGCUCACCAUGGCAACAGAGCCUACUGCAGAGAUGGGAACUUCUGCAAUCCACCAGGAGGCUAUAGCUCAGCUGUCAGGACCAAUUAGGGAUGUAUAACCUUCCCCUACCCAGCACCGGGGCCCACCUCUGCCUCCAGAGUCAUUGGAAGAGGUUGGACCUUUACCAAUUCAACAGGAGACUUCAGUUCAGUCUCCAGAACCUAUUAAGGAUGAGAACCCCUCUCCAACCCAGCAGGAGGCUGCAGUUGAGCAUCCACAGACCCCUGAGAAGGUUGACUCUCCUCUAAACCAGCACGAGGCCCCAACUCUGACUCCACAGCUCCUUAAGGAAGUUGUAGCUCAACCUCCAGAGCAUCAUGAGGUACCAGUUUCUCCUCUAAGUCAUGACCAAGUUCAGCCUCCAACAUUGCACAAUGUCACUGUUAAACCUGUGGAUCACAUCAUCACCAUGACUCCAUAUUUCACUCAUCGGGUUGAAACUUUAACCCAACAGGGGGCCCCAGCUCAGUUCUUAAUGUUCCCUGAGCAGUUUCAACAUUUGCAAGAGAUUAUAAUUCAGCAGCUAAAUACCCCUGAAUAUGAUGAACUUCCUCCAGUCCAUCAAGAGCCCAGAAUUCAGCCUCCAAUUCAGCUCUUCUCAGACUUUGAAAGUCCAUUGAGUGAUGAGGUGGUAUUUUCACCUCUAGAUCUGUCUCCAGUAUUCAGAAGUAAUUCACCUUUGCCUAAUACCACAGUUAAAAAUGUGGAUCUGGAGCUUACCAUACCUACAGCAGUCACUAUGGAGGUUGAACCUUCUCUAGUCCAGCAGGACAACCAUCCUAUUCCCAUUGAGUAGGCAGACUUUUUUCUAGUCCAGCCUGAUCUCCAUUCCCCACCUCUGCAUUCUCCUGAAAAGACUGAAUCUCCAGUCCAGCAAGAGGCCACAAUUCAGACUCCAGAUUCUCCUAAGGAGGUAGAACCUUCUCCAGUCCAGAAAGACUUCCCAGCUGAACCACCAUUGCCCCUUAAGGAGGUUGAACCAUCUGUAACCCAGAAGGAAGCCUCAGGCCAUCCUCCAAAGUUCACGGAAGAGAUCAGCCCUCCACUGCAGCAGGAGAUACCAGCUCAGCCAUCAGAGCCACCUGGGAACGUCGAACUACGUCCUGUCCUACAGCAGGCCGCAACUCAGCUUUUAGAGCCACCUAAAGAGGUAGGAUCCUCUCCAGUCCAGCAAGCAGUCCCUGCUCAGUCUUCAGAGCCCCCUAUGGUGAUAGAACCCUCUCUGACUCAGCAGAUCUCCCCAUCUUUGCCUCCAGAGUUCCCUGAAGAGGUGGAACCAUCUCUAACUCAGCAGGACAUUCCAGCUCAGAUUCCAGAGCCCCCUAUGGAGGCAGAACCUUCUCCACCCCAGCAGGAGGCCAUAGUUCAGGCUCCAGAGCCCCCUAAGGGGGCAGAACCUUCAAGCCAGCAGAUGGUCCCAGCUCAGGUUCCAGAGCCACCUAAGGAGGUUGCAGCUCAACCUCCAGCUCAUUGUGAGUUGACAAUUCCAACACCAGGUCAGGAUCAAGGUCAGCAUUCAACAUCGCCUAGUGUCAUAGUUCAACCUUUGAACCUGGGGCUUACCAUCACUCCAGAACCCAUGACAGAGGUUGAACUUUCUCCAACCAUGCAGGAGACCCCAACUCAGCCUCCUAAGAAAGUUGGACCCCAACUUCCAGUAUAUCAAGAGGUAACAGUUCCAACACCAGGUCAGGAUCAAGUUCAGCACCCAGUGUCACCCAGCGUUGCAGCUCUACCUCUAGACCUGGGACUUAUCAAACCUCCAGAACCCACUACGGAGGUUGAACAUUCUACACCCCUGAAGAAGACUGUAGAGACUCCAAAGCACACUAAGGUGACACUUCCACAUCCAGAUGAGGUUCAGACUCAGCAUUCAAACCUGACUCAAGCCACAGUUCAACCUUUGGAUCUGGGGCUUACCAUCACUCCUGAAUCCACUACAGAGGUUGAACCUUCCACAGCCCUGAUGGCUACAGCUCCUCCUCCAAAACACCCUGAGGUGACACCUUCACCUUCAGACAAGAGUCAGACUCAGCAUUCAAACCUGACUCAAGUCACAGUUCAGCCGCUGGAUCUGGAGGUUACCAUAACUACAGAACCUACUACAGAGGUUAAACCGUCUCCAGCCACAGAGGAGACCUCCACUCAGCCUCCAGAUCUGGGUCUUGCUAUAAUUCCAGAACCCAAUACAGAGACUGGACAUUCUGCAGCCCUGGAGAAGACUACAGCUCCUCGUCCAGACCAGGUUCAGACUCAGCAUCAAAACCUGACUGAAGUCACAGGUCCACCUACUGAUCUAGAACCUACUCAUGAUUCAUUGGUGCAGUCUGAAAGUUACACCCAAGAUAAGACUUUAACUGCACCAGAGGAGCAGGCCUCCGCAAGCACCAACAUAUGUGAGCUCUGUACCUGGAGAGGUGAGACGCUGUUGUGUAUUGAUCUCAGCCCAAAGCGGAGGCUCCGCCACAUGCCUGUGCCAAAGCCCAACACCUACAACGGCACCUUCACCAUCUUGUAAGAAUCACCUUUCCUCCAUUGUCCUCUGUGUCCUGCCUGACAUGGCAGCCUUUCCCUUGAGGCCUUCCUGGGCCUUCUUUAUCUCCCCAAGCCAUACUGACAGCUGACUUUCUGCUUUCACCUUUGCUUGUCCACUCUUCCUUCUCCUCAUCCUUUACUGUUAGGCCCCUUCUCCAAUCCUUUGCUUCUGAUUGCUCAGCAACUACAUAUUAAAUGUACAAAUAAAUUAUUGAGUAAAAGAAGUGAUACAGAAAAAAAAAAAAAAAGACUGUCACAAUUCUGUGGGCCACUGAUUCCUUCACUAUCUCCUCAAGGUUCUGUGUCUACCAAUGUUCCAAAAGACAUUCGUCUUCCCUCCCUCUCUUCCAUACACAGCGUUCCUCUGUGUUGGAAGUGGGAGACAGGCAUGAAUAAGACGUGUCUCUGCCUUCAGGCACUCACAGUGAGGUGGGAAGGAGUGGUGUGUCAGCCAGUAAUUCUGACACAGGAUGCUCUCUGGUUUGAUUCCAGUGUGCUACAGUACAACAACCAACUAUGAAGGAGAAUAGAGAGUCUGAUCCUGGCUUUACUACUACUUUUUAACAAGUCAACCACAGUUUCCUCAUCUGUAAAAUGUAAAUCAUAAUACUUACUUUACCUAACAAAGAGGGUUGAGUUGUUUCAAAUAUUUAUUGAGAUAAUCCAUAAAAAUGCACACUCAAAGGAUAAAGUUCUAUAGAUGCCAGGCCUCCCUCUCCUCCUCCUCCUCCUCAUCAUCACACCACCAUCAGCAUUAUGAUUUUGUCUAUUUAAACAUGUGUGUAUGUGUGUGUGUGGGGGAGAGACUGCACAUGCACGGAUGUGCAUGCACCUAGUAAAAGGGCGGGAAAGAAGGAGGGAAGGAGACCACAGAUCAGGAAAAUACUUCAAAGGGUCCAUGUGAAGCCAGGAAUCAAAUGCUAAACCUGCCACGAUUUACAAAAAGAAGCUACUUAUAUAUUAUGCUCAGAUGCAGCUUUCUCAAGAUAUUCUCAAUCCCGGCUCCUUCAGCUUCUGUUUCCUCCUGUGUCAUCCACUGGUAAGAAUGCGUGAUGGCUACAUUAUUUGACACCUGUCUCCUAAAUUGGGCCUCUUGUUACAUAUCACAUGAGCCCCAUUUUAUUAUUUUAUUAUUACCUCUUGAUAAAGCAUUAUCUGCUUGUGGCCAUUAAGCUACCACUUCGGAAGAAAAGACAUUUCUGGCUUUUCCUAAGGAAGUUAAUGAGUUGCCCUUGAAUGACCUGAGAAGUUCAUUAUUUCUACAGAUUAUUAGGGGUAAAGGCAGAGAAGCAACUAAACUGAGAGGGGAAGAGACAGACACUGGACAGAGACUGUUUGUGGUUAUUCAAGCAGGAGCACUUUACCUUGUACAAGGUGACCUUUAGGCUGUGGGAUCCCUGAGUCACACUGCGCAGGGAUGGCACAAAAAUAUUCUGCCCAUCUCCUAGUCUCAGCACCCUGGGACUUGUUAGGGGAAAGUGCAAGAGAGGCAUGGAGUGACAUCUGUAACACAAAUGGGUGGCUGCUGCUGGAGAAGGCUCUGAACCCCACUACACUAAUAUCAGUUUUACAAAAGAGGAUGGUGUCUUGCUCUUCUCAGUAAUUCUAGGGCAAGUGCUGUGAUUGUGAACCUACAAGAUGGGAAAAUGGUACAACAGUCCCCUGGGAGGUAGCCAGACUGACAUGUGUGUACCCAGUCUCUCUGGGGUCUGGGCAAGUGGACAGGGAAGAGGCAGGUUCUGCAGUGUGUGUGCUGGGUUGGCACACAUAUCACAAAAUCCUAAAUGUGUCAGUACUAUCUGCCUGUUCUCCGUUCUCUGUGCCAUGAACAGUUCAUGUUAUUUAUGACCCCAGCAGCCCUUGACAUGUUACUAAUGGUGAAGCGAAAGGCAAUGAGUAAAGGUCCUCCAGCAAGAGAAGCGUAAAAUGAGCCUCUUAAUCAUCUCCUCUUCCCUUUGCUUGUCAUAAUCCAGGAAGGCUUUUUUGUACAGCAUUAGACCCAGCAAUUAUAUGAAUCUGGCCAUGAGGCUGAUGAAGAAAGUUAGGGAUCAAAGCGUUCUUUAUGGGACACUUACCUGCUGAGAAGCAAAAGGCAUAGAUUCUGGUUGUAACUGUGCCAUUGGGCAAGGUAAGAGUAGGAAAGAGGCCCACAGUGCUCCCUGGCCUACAGAAACGCCUAAUUCACAUGCAGAGCAGGAACUUAGACCUCAGGUCGAGCCUUUCCUGGGACACCAGGAAACAACUUUCCUUCCGAUAUGGUCAUAAUACUUUGUGACAUGCUGACUUAUAAGCCCUAACUAUGCAGGUAGCAUAUGUGAUGUGCAAGGUGUUAUUCUGGGAGUUCUGAGGGAUACAGGGCAUUGUCACUGGUCUCCUGGAAAUCAUAGUUAAUAAAUAAACUAUAGAAACAGAAACAAGAUUUUCUGAAAGAAAAUGACAGCAGUAAAAAGAAUAGCAGAGAGGCCAGGUACAGCGCUCCCAUCUGUAAUCCCAGCACUUUGGGAAGCCGAGGUAGGUGGAUCACCUGAGGUCAGGAGUUCCAGACCAGCAUGACCAGUAUGGUGAGACCCCAUCUCUACUA
Cebus imitator (Panamanian white-faced capuchin) is the source of this 5590-nucleotide messenger RNA. RefSeq names its product leucine-rich repeat-containing protein 37A3-like. The record is from RefSeq and is a predicted model, not a curated record. Lineage: Eukaryota; Metazoa; Chordata; Mammalia; Primates; Cebidae.